Molecule: messenger RNA, 6279 nt
Organism: Prorocentrum cordatum
Lineage: Eukaryota; Dinophyceae; Prorocentrales; Prorocentraceae
Source: the annotation of a GenBank genome assembly
AUGGAGGCCUUCUUCGUCCUGCACAACGGCUCGACCGAGGCGGAGGCCGACAAAAGUCGCCCCGCGAGGGAGAAGCCGGCGGAGGACCCCGCACGGCAGGCCGGGGGCGCGGCGGAGGCGGCGCCGACGCAGCCCGCAGGCGCGGCCAGAGACGUCUUCCGGGACCAGGCCGAGCAGUCCGCAGUGGAGAGCUCGCGCUUCGGGCAGUUCUGCAAGAAGCACCGGAGACCCCUGAAUGCCCUGGUGAAGCAGACCCCCGGGCUGCUCUCCAAGUCGUUCGCGCCCCUUGUGCGGCACAUGCCCCUCUGCCUGGACUUCGACAACAAGCGGGCGUACUUCCGCUCGCAGCUCCGGUCGCGGCGCCUCGAGAGCCGCGCGGAGACCAUCCGCCUGCGCGUGCGGCGCGGCGAGAUCUUCAUGGACUCCUACCACCAGCUGAGGGCGAGGUCUGGGGAGGAGAUGCGGGCGAAGAUCCAGGUCCAGUUCCAGGGCGAGGAGGGUAUCGACGCGGGCGGCGUCGGCAAGGAGUGGUACAGCGCCCUGGCAAAGGAGAUCUUCAACCCCAACUACGCCCUCUUCGUCCAGGCGGGUGGCAAGGCGUGCACCUACCACCCGAACCCCAUGUCUGGCGUGGUCAACCGCGACCACCUCCAGUUCUUCCGUUUCAUCGGCCGGGUCAUCGGGAAGGCGAUCCAUGAUGGACAGAACCUGGAGGCCUGGUUCACUCGCGGGUUCUACAAGCACAUGCUGGGCCAGAAGGUCAUACCCGUGGACCUGGAGGCAUUCGAUCCAGAGUACUUCUCCAACCUGAAGUGGAUGCUGGACCACGACAUCACAGACAUUAUCGAGCUCAAUUUCGCCGCCGAAAGCGACGAGUUGGGUCAGCAGAAGGUGGUGGACCUGAAGCCGGGCGGGCGCAAUUUGCCAGUGACGAACGACAACAAGCACGAGUACAUCCAGCUCGUGGCGGAACAUAAGAUGACGGACUCGGUGCGCCAGCAGAUCGACGCGUUCUUGAAGGGCCUUCACGAGAUCGUUCCUGCAGAGCUCAUUUCCCUGUUCGACGACAAGGAGCUCGAGCUCCUCAUAUCAGGGCUCCCGGACAUAGACAUCGAGGACAUGCGUGCCAACACCGAGUACCACAAUUACACCGCGCAGUCCGAGCAGGUGCAGUGGUUCUGGAAGGUCCUGAGUGAGUUCACGCAGGCUGCGCAGUCCGAGAGUGUCUCCUCGGGCAGCAGCCGCCGCUUGGCCGCGCGGGGGCUGCCGCGGCGCUCGGACGGAGAGCUCGCGCACGCCAGGCACCCGACCGGCCCGGCACGGGCCAGGCUCUGCUCCGAGAGCUUGCGCGAUGGAGGCCUCCUCUGCCGCACGGGCGGGGAGGUCUGCGAGCAGUUCCCAACUCGGACCGGUCCUCAAAGUCUGCAACGGUGGCAGCUCGCGGACUUCAUCCUCGCUGAGGCGCUGCAGCCGCCCGCGGAGAGGUUCCACGAGCAAGGCGGCCACUGCGACGGCAGCGCCGACCACUUUGGCGCUGACGACAGGACCAUCGACGGGGCCAGUGACACCUUCGUCAAGGCAUGGCUGCAGUGCCACGGACAGGCUUUUCCAGAUGCCAUCGUUGGGGACCUCUACGCCUUCGACCCGAUCGGACGCGAGGCGGUCGCCGGGCACAAGAGACGUGCUCGACUUCAGGCGGCCGUGCUCGGCGGGGACGAGGACGAGGCCAUGGACGCUGAGGAAUGGGUCUACGCUGACCUCGAGGACCCAGCGUUCGGGACGCUCGUCGCCGCCGAUGUCCUCGAGGGGGACGAGUUCGUGGAGCUGGGCAACCGCGGCCUGGUGCGCCGUGAAGGUACAGCUCGAGGGGUCGAGAAGGUUGGACGUGCUCGACUGGGCGAGUGGGCUGAGCAGCGUCGUGUCGGCGCUGAGGACAUCAGGAGUCUGGGCGUGCACACAGCAGCGGACGGCACACGUCACCUCGGGUGGCCAGACGCCGUCGGCAUGCUGCGCGAGAGUGACAUGCCGGAGUGGAAGUUCGAGGGGCCACGAGUGUGCAAAGAACUGGCCGCCUCGAUUCGAGAAGGAGCAGGAAACCCGACUUCGUACCACGCCGAGUGGAUCAGGCUGUCGGGGGUCAACCAGAAUAGCGCCAUCGCCUAUGAGCACAAGAACGCCAUGGAGAUGUUGCGUGUGGCCACCAGCACCGACCAGGUCGACAUCAGCAACCUGGCCUCGUUCGAGCUUCUCGCGAGGCGGGUCGUCAUGCUGGAGAUGGCGGUGGCGCGAGACCCCCGGGAUCCCGACUUCAGUGGGCUCGGAGUCAUUGCUGACGGCGCUGUGGGGACCGACGGGGCUGCGCGAGCGCCGAGGUUCCGCACCUGGGUGUCGGACCGUCAGAAGGAGAGGGCGAACAUCCUCAAGCAGUCGAGGUUGUACAAGGAGGAGACCAGGAACGAGCGGGACCUGUACGGUCAAGAGCCACGUCACCUUGCCAGUUAUGAUCCAGCCAAGCUGCGAGUGGCCAAGGGAGUGGUGGAACCCAAGGAUGCGAGAGCGCUGCUACCACCUCAUGCAGCGCAGAGGCUCCGACGCUACAAGACGUGCAUCGAGCUGUCCGCCGAGGAGAUCGAGGCCAAGUUCGCCUCCGAGCCCUCGCCCAAGCCCUACUGGGAUCCCGUGCUGCGGCGCAACAAGCGAGCCCGGCACGAGCUCUUCGAGCGCCUCCUCUCCUCGGGCAUCCUGGUGCCCAGGAGGCGGCUCAAGGGCCGCAUCGGGCUCUUCUUUGUCAAGAAGAAGGAGGGGGCCAUCCGCCUCAUCGUGGACGCCCGAUACCCGAAUGCCUGCCACAAGCCGCCGCCCACCACGCAGCUGGGGACCGCGCAGUCCUUCGCGGAGCUCAACCUGGCCGAGUUCGCGGAUGUGGCGGCGGAGAUGGCGACUCAUUGUGUUCUGCCUGGUGCUGGGGGUGUCCCAGCUUUGGACUUCCACCAGAGUGGCGCUGACGUGCGCGACGGCUUCUACCAGUUCAGCAUCGUCGAGGUGGCCGACUGGUUCGGUAUCGACGAGUCGUUCAGCAAGGGGAGUUUUGGCAUCACCAAGGUGUUCGACCCCGAGCUGGGCGUGGACGUGGAGCUGGCCACGCACGAGUCCUUCUACCUCUGCAUGGGGGCCAUGCCCAUGGGAUGGUCGUGGGCCCUCUACUUCUGCAACGAGGCGGUGGCUUCUCGCGCGGCGGCUGUGGCCGCUGAUGGUUGGGGUGGCUUGCUCCGAGAGCGCGCUCCGGCCCCCCGCCUGGUCCCUGGGCGGCCCGUCCACGCCGUGUACGUGGACAACCACACGGGGCUGGGGCACAGCGCCAUGGACGCAGAGCAGGCCCACCAGGACUUCCGCGCGCAGUGUGCCGCCUUCGGCCUCGAUCUCCACGAUGAGGUCCCCUGCAGCCCCUAUCUCGAGGCUCUCGGGCUGCAGUUUGACGGGCCGGGCCGCCGCCUGCGGCAUCGAUCGGCCCGCCUCUGGCGCUUCAAGCUGGCGACUGCAGCCCUGAUUCGCCGCCGUGUGGUGGCAGGUUGGCAGCUCGAGAUCCGGUUGGGCCACGCCGUACACAUGUGCGGCCUCUGCCGACCCCUUCUGUCUAUCCUGUCCCAGAGCUACGCCUACGUCGCGGCUCACAAGGAGAGGUCAGGACGCUUGUGGCGAGGCGUUCGGCGUGAGCUCUGGCUCAUGUCCAACCUGGUCUUCACCUGCGAGGUGGAGCUGGACGCGCCGUUCAACUCGUCGGUCUACCUCGGCGACUCGUCGGGCUACGGCUACGCUCUCAUGGAGACGAAGGGCACAGGCGACGAGCUGCUGGAGGACUUCAAGUGGAGGGAGCGCUGGAGGUUCAAGGCCGCGCCGCCGCUGCCUCCGCCGCCGCACCCGACCUUGGAGGCGUUGGGGGCGGCUUUCGGGGUCUGCUUUGACGGCGACGAUCCCGAGCAGCUGGAGGCGUUCGGGGAGCCCCACGUCGUGGGGAGGACCGCCUGGGAGCCGCUGGGGGCUCGGACGCGCCUGGCGCAGUGGGCCGCCGAGGCAGCCCGCGCAGCCGAGGUCGGGGCCGAUCCCAAGCGGCGCAGACGCCGGCGAUCGGCCCGAGGGGCCGCGCAGCGGGAGGAGGUGGAAGUGUUCGAGGCCAUCCCCGUGGUCGGCGCCUGCUGGGACAAUAGGCGGCGCUGGCGUACGCUGGUGGAGGGCUUCUGGCACUGGAAGCAGGAGCACAUCAACGUCAAGGAGGCUCGGGUCUGUCUCAUGGGUCUCCGACGUAGCUUGCGGACUCGACGGGGCUGCCACCGCCGGCUCCUCACCCUGUCGGACAACCUCGUGUCCGCCGUGGUGUUCGACCGCGGCCGCUCGUCGAGCUGGGCGCUCAAUGCGCUGUGCCGCCGAGCCGCGGCCUAUCAGGUUGCCGGCUGUGUGGCGUGGCGGGUCCGCCACAUCCGCACGGACAGGAACCACGCGGACGAGGGCUCCCGUCGUCCCCGAGCCCCGCGAGUGCAGGUACCCACGAGACUUGAGGGCGGGGCGCCCGCGGCCUCUCUGCGGAGGGGAGGCCGCCGCCUGGGCGCGCCUCGACAUCAUGGCGCGCCCCAGGCGGUCCAAGCCUCGCUCGAGCUCUUCUCGGGCUCAGGCCGGCUCACCGCCUCUCUCCGGCGCCUGGGGCUGCGAGUCCUGCCAGGCGCCGAGAUCAGGCGCUCCGCCAGAUAUGAUUUGUCACGUCGCACGACGCAGCGAGCUGUGCUGCGUUGGAUUCGGAGUGGGAAGCUCUGGUACGUACAUCUGGGGACAGCAUGCUCCGCCUGGUCAGUCGCCCGCUCCACGCCUUAUAACAUCGAGCGGGCGCGGCGGUUGGAGGCAGUGUCUGUCGACAUGGCGCUCUUCACAGCGGAGGUCAUCAAAGAGUGUGACCGCUGUGGCGUACUGUGGUCGCUGGAGAAUCCUGCCAGCUCGAAGUUGUUUCGCUUCGAGCCCCUUGCUGUCCUUGCCAGCCUGCCAGACGCCCGAUACGUCUCGUUCGAUCUUUGUGGAUUCGGAGAAAAUGUUCGCAAACCGACCACCAUCUUCACCAAUGCCAUCUGUCUGGACAUCCUGGGGAGAAGAUGUGAUGGGUCACACCGCCAUGAGCCUCUGCAGGGUGGGCUCAAGGCUGGAGCCUACUCGCCCGCCCUCUGCCGAGAGUGGGCUGCCGCGCUAUGCUCGGCGGCGUCUCCUCAGGCCUUCGGCGACUCCGAGCCGCUCGCCUCCGAGUGGGGCGCGGAGCUGGAGGCGCUGGUGCCGCGGUCGCAUGGUGCUGCAGCGAAACUCGGGGAGGCUCACGGCGGGACUGACGCCGAGAGCCGCGGGCAGGACUUCCUCGCGCGCCACGCCGUCGAGUUCGGCGGCGCGCGGGGUCAUCAAGGCGGCCCUGAGGAGAAGGAGCGGCUGGCGGUGGCGCGCAGGGCGCGGGUCCCGCCAGCGGCGCGCGACGACUUCCUGCGGCUCGGGACCAUCCGUGACUCCACGAAGCGGCUCUACUCCGACGCGCUCGGCAGGUUCAAGGGCUGGGCGAAGUCGAGGCACUACGACCUGGGUAGCUUCAGCUCCACGGACUCGGCGAUGGAGCAGUACUUCACCGACCUGUACUUCGAGGGGUCUGGUCCCGCCGAGGGCCGCAACGUCCUCUACGGCUAUAUUCACUUCGAGACGCACCUGGAUCGGAACAAGGCCAACCUCUUCCCGAAGGCGUCGAGGGCGCUUCGAGGGUGGACCACUCGGGCUCCCCAGCGAGUCCGUGAUCCCAUCCCCUUCGGCGUCGUCUGCCUGAUCGGCCUCUACCUCCUGGACAAAGGCCUGACCGCCGCCGCCGUGUGCCUGGCUCUGCAGUUCGACUGCUACCUGAGGCCGGACGAAGCUGUGUCGCUCCUCCUGUCCUCGGUGCUGCCGCCUGCUCCCCGGGCUGGCCGGCGUUACGCGCGGGCCUGGGCGCUGCUCCUGGGCGAGGCCGAGCACGCAGCGCCCACCAAGACUGGGGUCGUGGAUGGGACAGUGGUGAUCGGUGAGCUGCAGCGAGCCUGGGUGGCGGAGGCGGUAGGCCUUUGGUACCGCGUGGGCAGUGCAGCUCCCUACAUGUUCGACCUGACUCUCUCCAAGUAUGAGGAGGCGGGCUGCCCAGCGGCGGCGGCGGCGGCCGCCUCGGGCUCGCGGGCGGGGCCCUCCGCGCCGGCCGACCCCGCCCGCGGCGAGGCACCAGCAGAGUCCCAGUGA